Molecule: messenger RNA, 5256 nt
Organism: Columba livia (rock pigeon)
Lineage: Eukaryota; Metazoa; Chordata; Aves; Columbiformes; Columbidae
Gene: DPP8
Product: dipeptidyl peptidase 8
Exons: 20
Coding region: 161-2812 (883 amino acids)
Biological process (GO): proteolysis
Molecular function (GO): dipeptidyl-peptidase activity; serine-type peptidase activity
Source: RefSeq, a predicted model, not a curated record
GUGCUCGGUGCGGCUGGCGCCGCUUCCUCCUCGCGGGCAGGGGGCGCCGCCACGCCCAGCGCGGCCCGGCGGCCCCUCCUGGCGGAAGCGGAAGCGGCCCGGCGGGGCGGCCCGGCAGCAUCGCCGCCGCGGAGCGCCGUGAGUACCGGAAACAUGCAACAUGGCAGCAGCCAUGGAAACUGAACAGCCAGCCCUUGAAAUCUUUGAAACCGCGGGCCGUGAGGAGCCGGUCCAGAGAGAGGAGCAGCCGAAACUAGAACCUUUCUAUGUGGAGAGGCACUCCUGGAGCCAACUUCGGAAACUGCUCACAGACACACGGAAGUAUCAUGGGUACAUGAUGGCAAAAGCCCCUCAUGACUUCACUUUUGUGAAGAAAAAUGAUCCUGAAGGACCUCAUUCCGACAGGAUCUACUAUCUGGCAAUGUCCGGGGAGAACAGAGAGAACACGCUCUUCUACUCUGAAAUUCCCAAAACCAUAAACAAAGCUGCUGUCCUGCUGCUUUCCUGGAAGCCUCUAUUGGAUCUUUUUCCGGCUGUCCUGGACUAUGGGAUGUACUCUCGUGAAGAGGAGUUGCUCCGGGAGAGGAAGCGAAUUGGCACGAUUGGGAUUGCCUCUUACGAUUACCAUCGAGAAAGCGGCACCUUUCUGUUUCAGGCUGGGAGUGGAAUUUAUCACGUAAAAGACGGAGGCCCUCAUGGCUUCACGCAACAGCCUUUAAGACCCAUUCUGGUAGAGACCAGUUGCCCAAAUAUCCGCAUGGAUCCCAAGCUUUGUCCAGCUGAUCCAAAUUGGAUUGCAUUUAUCCAUAGCAAUGACAUCUGGAUAUCUAAUCUAGAAACCAGGGAAGAAAGGAGGCUGACGUUUGUGCACAAUGAACUGGCCAAUAUUGAGGAGGACCCAAAAUCUGCUGGCGUAGCUACUUUUGUGCUGCAGGAGGAGUUUGACAGAUACACCGGCUACUGGUGGAGCCCGAAGGCGCAGCCAGCACUGAAUGGAGGUAAAGUUCUUCAAAUUCUUUAUGAAGAAAAUGAUGAGUCAGAAGUGGAAAUUAUUCAUGUCACAUCGCCCAUGCUGGAGACAAGACGAACAGAUUCCUUCCGGUACCCCAAAACUGGUACAGCAAAUCCAAAGGUCACUUUCAAGAUAUCUGAAGUGACAAUCAAUGCGGAAGGCAGAAUUGCAGAUGUUGUGGAUAAAGAGCUAGUUCAGCCGUUCGAGAUCCUCUUUGAAGGAGUAGAGUACAUUGCUAGAGCUGGGUGGACGCCAGAAGGAAAAUACAUCUGGUCCAUCUUAUUGGAUCGCUCCCAAACUCGGCUUCAGAUAGUCUUGAUCCCUCCUGCAUUAUUCAUCCCCACAGAAGAUGAUGCAAUGGAAAGACAGAAACUUAUCGAUGCUGUACCAGAUUCUGUUACACCUUUCAUUAUUUAUGAAGAGACAACAGAUAUCUGGAUAAAUAUCCACGAUAUCUUCUACGUUUUCCCUCAAACCCACGAAGAUGAGAUCGAGUUCAUUUUUGCUUCUGAGUGUAAAACAGGAUUCCGGCACCUGUACAAAGUCAUCUCGGUUUUGAAGGAGAGCAAGUAUAAAAGGUCAUGUGGAGGCCUCCCCACUCCAAGUGACUUCAAGUGCCCCAUCAAAGAGGAGAUAGCAAUCACUAGUGGGGAAUGGGAAGUGCUUGGCAGACAUGGAUCCAAUAUCUAUGUUGAUGAAGCCAAAAAACUGGUGUACUUUCAAGGCACAAAGGACUCACCUUUAGAGCAUCACUUGUACGUUGUUAACUAUGAGAAUCCCGGUGAAAUAAAGCGGCUGACAGAACACGGUUACUCGCACGCCUGCUGCGUCAGCCAGGAUUGUGACAUGUUCAUCAGCAAGUACAGUAAUCAGAAGAACCCUCACUGUGUGUCACUUUACCGGCUGACAGGACCUGAAGGUGAUGCAGCUCACAGGACGAAGGAAUUCUGGGCUACCAUCUUAGAUUCAGCAGGCCCCCUUCCUGAUUACGUUCCCCCAGAAAUGUUCUCCUUCGAGAGUUCCACGGGCUUUACGCUCUAUGGGAUGAUGUACAAACCUCACAAUCUGCAGCCUGGAAAGAAGUACCCGACUGUGCUCUUCAUCUACGGAGGGCCUCAGGUACAGCUAGUGAACAAUCGCUUUAAAGGAAUCAAGUAUUUCCGUUUGAACACUUUGGCAUCUUUAGGCUAUGUGGUGGUUGUGAUCGACAACAGAGGGUCCUGCCACCGAGGGCUGAAGUUUGAAGGAGCCUUUAAAUACAAGAUGGGGCAAAUAGAAAUUGAUGACCAGGUGGAAGGGCUGCAGUAUUUAGCAUCCCAGUAUGACUUCAUUGACUUGGAUCGUGUCGGCAUUCACGGCUGGUCCUACGGAGGCUACCUCUCUCUUAUGGCUUUAAUGCAGAGGUCAGAUAUCUUCAGGGUUGCCAUUGCUGGAGCACCCGUCACGCUGUGGAUUUUCUACGACACUGGUUACACAGAGCGCUACAUGGGCCACCCAGAUCACAACGAGCAGGGGUAUUACUUAGGUUCGGUGGCCAUGCAAGCUGAGAAGUUUCCUUCCGAACCAAACCGUUUGCUGCUGCUACAUGGAUUCUUGGAUGAGAAUGUUCACUUUGCACACACUAGUAUUUUGCUCAGCUUUUUAGUGAGAGCUGGGAAACCAUAUGACUUACAGAUCUACCCUCAGGAGAGACACAGUAUAAGGGUACCCGAGUCGGGAGAGCACUAUGAACUUCAUCUACUGUAUUACCUGCAGGAGAAUCUGGGUUCCCGGAUCGCUGCCCUGAAGGCAGUUAACUGACUGCAGAACUCUGCUCCGCUGGCUGCUUUACCCAACCAGGAGAUAUAGGAUAGAGAAAAUAGAAUGGAACAUUGCAUUUUGGUGCCUGCCACAUGUACACACACGUACACACACACAGAGACACUUUUUUUAAAAGUAAAUUUGGUGCCAUACAGGAAAUUAAAGUACGGUGACCUAAUAACUUUAAAGCUUGAGGUGUAAAUAAAAUCAAAUGUCCAUGGUAUAACGCAGUACCAUGGGUGUUCUCUUGGGGGAGAAGCUGAAACAGAAAAUAAUGUACUUCUACAGCACCAGAUCUUCACUUUUUAAAAGCAUUAUGACAUAAUUGAUGUAUUUUUACAGUGUGUUCCGUGGUAUCUUAUGUAAUAAUACUAGAUGAUUUUCUCACUACACAGCAAGAGUUUACCCAAAUGGUUACAACCUGCAUUACAUUUUUGAAUGCUGUCAUAUGGUUUUUAUGCUUCAUGACAAGGAUGUGUGUCACUGCUUAGAAGCUGGUCACACAUCACCUAUCUAGAUGUUAAUUGUUUUUUAAGAAGGAAAGACUUUUAAGCUGCCUCCUAAAGAAUUCACAUUUUGGAUUCAGGUGAUGCCAGGUUCAGUGAUUUCUUCUCUCCCCAGGAUAAAUUAUACUAUUUUUUUUCCCUCCUUUCAGCAGCUUGAGAUCCUAUCCUGAUUCUAUUUGAUUUCAGUGGGGAAGUGAAAUUAUACUUUACUGUGAUAUGGACAUAACAAUCUUUUAUUCUGAGUGCAAACCUAACUCCAAGAGCUGAAACUGUAAAUUUUAAAGAGGCUUAAGGUGCAACCCAUUUCUCACUAACAUUUUUCCCUGAUGUUCAUUGUGGAGCUGGUUUUACAAUACUCUUCUUGCAUCAGCAUGAUAUAGGCUGUUAGGAUUUUAAAAUUCAAUACUCAAAUUCAAAGGUCUGCAGAGGGUUUAGUGAGGAGAGACCUUACAAAUACUACAUGUGAGGCAACCUGAAAUAUUUCAGUGCAUUUCCUGCUUUGUGUGAGGGACUGUUGCCCAGGCUCUUACUCUUUGCACUCCUCCAUUCCUGGGUCCUUUCCAGCACUCCUGUGUAGCACGACGAUGAUGCUAUAUUUGAGAAACCCCCUUCUGUAGAGCUUCAGGUAGCCCCGCUAAGCCUCAAGGAUGUGCAAUCCCAGUUGUGUUUUUACUAGUGAGGUUUUAACUAAGCAGCAGGCUUGGCUAAAAAGCAUCAGAAGUGUGUGAAGUCACUUUUAACUUGCAAAAGGUCGUUUAAGAUAGAAAUCCAUAGCAAAAUGAUUCUUUAAUCCAGGAAAUUCUCCCCUUGGGGCUUGUCUCUGAGACUCUGUAAGUUUUAAUGGUUUUCUUAGAAACCUAAGAACUUCCUUUUCUUUCUGUUUUGGUGCUAGAGAGAAGCAGAGCAUGAUUUUCUUUUCAUCUUCUAAAAAUCUGGAAUCACUCUCAGUGUUUACGCUCUUAGUGCUCCACAUGUUGUAACCUUGUCUUUUCCUCGCUUUGUACUGUUCGGCUUGGUCCCGAAACUCCGGGAUUUCACACAAUCUGGCUGUAUUGUAUCAAACCGCAUCAUUUUUCAGUCAGGCUGCUGGGCAUGUGCGCCAAAGCUGUGGGAGCUGGUGCAGUUACACGGUUGUAAAAUGUGCGUGUGAGAACAGGAUCUGGUUUUUGGGUUACACAAAAGAGCCAAAGCAAACGGCAAAUUUCCUCCGAGGUGCGGAUGUUUGGUUUGGGCUAUUUUCUGGUUUUCAGAUCACAGCGAUUGUUAAGGGGAUCAGUUAAAAUACCAUUAGCAGGUCAACAACAGGCUCGCAGUUUUAUUUUGGGAAGGACGCGGCAGGGAAGGAGCUCAGCUCCUGUAAUGUCUUCUUGGCAAUUAAUUGUGACUGCAGCAACUGAGGGAUGACUACGCGUCUGAUGGAUUUGAACUAGAACACCAUGGCAGUGAAUAGAGACAAUUAUAAGCUAUUACUAUGGAAUUCCGUUGUGUUCCUUACGUGUUUAUGCUGUAUUAUAUAUACAUAUAUCUAUAUCUGUUCAUAUAUACAUAUAUGUAUAAAAUUACACGUGGAUAGUAUCAUCUUUUCCAAGGUUGUUUAUAUUUUGUUCAGUAUUAAAUUGACUUGCUUUUCGGGGUGUUUUUGUUCUUUUUCUAGAGGUGAUUACCCUCAAAUGUAAAUGUAUAUGAUUUUAAAGACAAAACGGAUCCUUUUGUUUAAAAAACAGAACAAAAAUGGCCUUCAUCAAACAGUGCUUUUUUAGGAACUGAAGAACUAGAUGUUAUGCAAGCAAACCAGGCUGGGUUUUGAUUUAGCACAAGAUGCGAUUAUAAUUGCUGACAUAUAACUUUUUAAUAAUGCAUCCUUUCACUGUUUUAAAUAUAUAUAUUGAAAAGCUAUUAAAGUACAACAUACUGAAGUACUCUAUUUUGCAACAUAAA